UUUUCCUUGGACUGGGAUCCUACUUUUUACGGAGAUAGUCUAUACAACCCGUUUACUCGUGAAUUGAAAUCUGGCAUAGAGGACUUGUUGGAGAUGGGUGGCAUUGCAAUGACAGAUGAAGAUAUAGAUUCGGGUGUCUUAUAUGGAACUUUGCGUGGCACUGUGGUUGGAUUGCGCUACUAUGCAGGGGUGGUCAAUAAUAAUGAAAUGGUGGCGCUUCAGCGAGAGCCCAACAACCGAUACGACGUGAAUGCUAUAAAAGUGAACAAUGUGAACGGAGAGCAGGUUGGCCACAUUAAAAAAGAACUGGCUGCGUGUCUGGCAUACAUCAUGGACAGCAAAUUAGCACUAAUAGAAGGUGUUGUUCCUUUUGGAGCAAAUAAUGCUUUCACUAUGCCAGUACAGCUGAGUUUUUGGGGGAAACCAGAGAACAAGGAUGUGGUUCUAAAGCAUCUGAAUGUGUAUAACUUUAAGUUGGCUCCUCCAGGAAAAUCCUUAGGCUUGGGUUUUGGACAUAGUGGGACAUCAGGAAGAGCUGGAACAAGUUACAGUGCUCCAGGUCAUGCUGCUGUACAAAUGACCACUGAACAGCUGAAGACUGAGUUUGACAAACUGUUUGAAGAUCUGAAAGAAGAUGAUAAAACAUGUGAAAUGGAAGCAGCAGAGGCUGUUUUAACGUCAUUACUUCCACAUCAGAAGCAGGCUUUAGCGUGGAUGAUUUCACGUGAGAACAAUAAGGAGUUGCCUCCAUUUUGGGAAGAGAGGGAGAACUACUUCUACAAUACGAUUACAAACUUUGCUGAAAAAAAGCGACCUGAAAAUGUUCUUGGAGGAAUAUUGGCAGAUGAUAUGGGACUGGGUAAAACGCUUACCACUAUCGCAGUCAUUCUUACCAAUUUUCAUGGUGGCAAACCUCUUCCUCUUGAAAAGAAAAGUGAUCAGUUGAACGAGAAAUGUGUUUCUACUGUGAAAACUGACUUAAAAGCACCUCGUGCUUCAGAUACAAAGGAAGAAAAUGAUUCUGUUCUGCCUCAGUCAUCCCGUCCAAAAAGAGGUGGAGAAAAGACGCCCACGUAUACAAUCAGUAGUGACUCGGAGCCUGAUGAGAAGAUAACACAAAAAGCAAACACCAAAGCCCAAAAAACCCUGCCAGGAUCAAGUAAAAGGAGAAAAGCAUCCAGUGUUUCAGAUAUGAAGGAAGAAAAUGUUCUGCCUCAGUCAUCCUGUCCCAAAAGAAGCAGAGGUAGAGGCAAGAAAUCCACAUAUACAGACAACGACGACUCAGAGUCUGAAGAGAAGAUAACAAACAAAAAAGCAAAUGCUGAAGCUAAAAAAACACAGCGAGGAGCAAGAAAAAGAAAAGGAGCUUCUUGUGAUGUGGAAGACAAUGCAUUUGCCUCUGCUCUUGGAAAACCAGCUGUUUCUUCAAAGAAGGCAAAGAAAAAAGGUGGCACUGCUGUGCAGUCUAAUAAUACUGAAGCUGAAGAUAAUCUUAGAGCAACACUGAUCGUCUGUCCACUUUCUGUUCUGAGCAACUGGACUGAUCAGCUUGAGCAACAUAUCGAUCCAGCCGUUCAUCUGAACACUUACGUUUACUAUGGUUCAGAGCGCACCAAAGAUCCAGCAAUCCUUUCAAAACAGGACAUUGUGUUAACAACUUACAAUGUUUUAUCUAGUGACUACAGUGCAAAAAGUAAUAGUCCUCUGCACAAAUUUAAGUGGCUGAGAGUGGUGUUGGAUGAAGGGCACACAAUACGAAACCCAAAUGCUCAGCAAACUAAGGCUGUGCUAGAUCUGGAUGCCCAAAGAAGAUGGAUUUUGACAGGCACACCUAUUCAGAAUUCCUUGAAGGACUUGUGGUCUCUUCUUUCCUUUUUAAAGCUGAAACCAUUUACAGACAGAGAGUGGUGGCACCGAACAAUCCAGCGUCCUGUCACUAUGGGCGAUCAAGGCGGGCUUAAGCGUUUACAAUCCCUGAUUAAGAGCAUUACUCUUCGAAGAACAAAAACAAGCAAAGUUAAAGGGAAGCCAGUUUUAAAGCUUCCAGAACGUAAAGUAUUUAUUCAGCAUAUUACUCUUACAGAUGAAGAGAAACAAAUCUAUCAUUCAUUGAAGAAUGAGAGCACAGCUGCUAUUAGCAGGUAUUUUAAUGAGGGAACUGUUUUGACCCACUAUGCAGAUGUUCUGGGUGCACUGCUUAGAUUGAGACAGUUGUGUUGUCAUCCACAUCUCUGUGCAAGUGCGCCUUCCUCCACCUUUGAAGAAGGUAAUGGUACUCCUGAAGAGCUGCGUGCAAAAUUAAUAGAGAAGAUGAAGCUAAUUCUAAGCUCUGGCUCUGAUGAAGAAUGUGCUGUUUGCUUAGACUCUGUCAGUAUUCCUGUGAUAACCCACUGUGCUCAUGUGUACUGUAAGCCAUGCAUUUGUGAAGUCAUCCAAAGGGAGAAGCCAAAUGCUAAAUGCCCUCUUUGCAGAAAAGAGGUUCGAUUAGAGCAACUUGUAGAAUGUCCUUUGGAAGAUUCUGAUGAUACAGAGAAGUCUGAUCAAGAAUGGGUAUCAAGUUCAAAGGUCAAUGCCCUAAUGCAUGCUUUGCUAGCUCAAAGAAAGCAAAAUCCAGCUAUUAAGAGUAUAAUUGUUUCUCAGUUCACGAAAUUCCUCUCUCUAAUAGAGGUUCCACUGAGAAAAUCUGGGUUUGUCUUCACUCGUUUGGAUGGGGCACUGAGACAGAAGAAAAGAGUAGAGGCAAUUCAGCAGUUCCAGAGCACUGAAGCUGGAUCCCCAACUAUAAUGCUGUUAUCUCUAAAAGCGGGUGGUGUUGGCUUGAAUCUCACAGCAGCUUCACGAGUCUUUUUAAUGGAUCCAGCUUGGAACCCUGCUGCAGAGGACCAGUGUUUUGACAGAUGUCAUAGACUUGGGCAGAAGAAGGAAGUUAUCAUCACAAAGUUCAUUGUGAAGCACUCAGUGGAAGAAAACAUGCUGAAAAUUCAGAACAAGAAGAGAGAGCUUGCAGCCGGAGCCUUUGGAGCCAAAAAGCCUUCCUCUAGUGAAACCAAAAUUAAUGAAAUUAAAACUUUGAUGGAUUUAUAAUUUUGUUAUGUUGGGGCCGGGGUUGAGGCUGACAUGAUGCUAAUUGUUAAAUCAGCACACGCACAAGCAUUUCGAAUUGCUCUGUCAUCUUUGGGCAGUAGCUGUAUUGCACAAGAAAGUUAGGGGUAAUGGGUUACAUUUCAUUAGGCUUCUUAAAAGUAGACAUUGAGGUUUUGGGAGAGUGACUAUCAGGGACUUAAAAACAGCAUGACUAAAGAGAUUUAUUCUUUAAAUGCUUUAUAAUUUUAUAACAGCAUCCAGUUUUAUUUGUGUUUUAGGCAGAUGUUCAACAGCAGUGGCAAAUGCAAAAAUACUUGUCAAGUAACAUUUAAACAACCUCAGGUUUUUUUUGUUAGCUAAACUAUGUCAGGAGAAAUGAAGCGUGUAGAGAAUGGGAGCAAAAAUUCUUGAAUUUUUAGGUUAGACUUUAUCCAGACAAUUUUAAAAGUACAGUAGUUUAUUUUUGUUUUAUUUGCAACAGUAUUUUUGGUUGAGAAGUCAGGAUGUGAACAGUCUGUAUACUGGAAUUUAAUGUAUACUACUGUGUACCUUUUGCUAUAUGGCAUAACUAGAACCUUGAUUUGUAUCAGACUUGGAAGUAAACCUUUGUC
This is a messenger RNA of Gekko japonicus, 3695 nucleotides long. It is a transcript of the gene HLTF, whose product is annotated as helicase-like transcription factor. Gene Ontology annotation, molecular function: nucleic acid binding; hydrolase activity, acting on acid anhydrides, in phosphorus-containing anhydrides; zinc ion binding. The coding region runs from base 94 to 3084 and encodes 996 amino acids. The transcript is spliced from 27 exons. Lineage: Eukaryota; Metazoa; Chordata; Lepidosauria; Squamata; Gekkonidae. The record is from RefSeq and is a predicted model, not a curated record.